Nymphaea colorata (pocket water lily) is the source of this 2578-nucleotide messenger RNA. RefSeq lists its product as uncharacterized. The transcript is spliced from 5 exons. Bases 105 to 1904 code for a protein of 599 amino acids. NCBI's taxonomy places the organism in Eukaryota, Viridiplantae, Streptophyta, Magnoliopsida, Nymphaeales, Nymphaeaceae. The record is from RefSeq and is a predicted model, not a curated record.
GCUUCAGAGGAAAGCCGUGGGGACUUGCCGACGAGAACGGCCCAUUCUCUCUCUUUCUCCCUCCCUCUCUUUUCUCUUUUGGAGGGAAAAAGGAGGGGAAUAGGAUGCUCAGGAAGAUUGGCGGCCGUGUCGCCGGCCGGCCGAAGCUGAACAAGUCCACUGUGCCGCCGUCUAGGAAGCGGUGGAUAACGAACGUCUGCGCCAUUUCCGCGGCCGCGCUCCUUCUCCUCUCCCUCUUCCUCCUCCACGCCCGUCUUUCCACUGAGGGCGCCAACCUCAAACCCGGACACCGCUUCCGAGAUCCCGCUGUGGGAGAUGCCGAAGGGGAGGCCCUCCUUCAAGACCAGAAGAAGCCCGACGAUAUCCCCGGGGACGACUCUCAAGACCGGAUUGAUGAGUCGGACGAGCCCGACGAGAAAGAGGCGUUCGAUCGCGCGGACCCAUCGGAUCUGAGGUCAGCGUCCGGUGAUCGGAAAGAAGGCUCCGGCUACUUCUGGGACCAUGCCGUCGGGGUGUUCCGCCGGGCGUUCACCAAGGGAGGAGCAAUGGACGACGAAUGGAGCGGCAGGCUUUUUGGCAUCUCUGCGGCGGAUGAUCGGAUCAAGCUUGCGUUUGGCUCGGACGAUCAGCCGCUGGACAAAGACAUUCGUGCUCAAGUGAGCGGGAUUCGGAGGAUAGAGGACGCGCUGCUCUUGAAUAAGAAGAAGAAGAGCGGGUCGACGCCAAUGGAUUGGACGGCAUGGUCAGACAAGCUACAGAGGCAGUCGUCAAGGGGGUACUUCCCGUUGCGGGACCCGCUAUUUCGAUCUACCAUGGAAGCUCUGAACCCCUUGAAUCAUCCACUGCUUCAGGAUCCGGACUCAGCUGGAGUCACUGGACUGACGAGGAGCGAUAGAAUCGUGAAGAAAUCGCUUCUGAAUCAAAUCAAUGAGAACCCAAGGCGAGUGGAAAGGAGGAAAACGCUGGAAGAGGGUCGAUAUGCAAAUGGUCGGAGAUGGGGCUACUUCCCUGGAAUGAAACCUAAUUUGGGAUUCUCCGAGUUCAUGGAUCAGUUUUUCCGACGGGGGAAGUGUUCGAUGAGGUUCUUCAUGAUAUGGAACACGCCUUCGUGGUCAUACACAGUUCGGCACCAAAGGGGGCUCGAAAGCAUUCUUUACUAUCAUCCAGAUGCUUGUGUGGUCAUGCUCACGGAGACAAUGGAGCUCGAUUUCUUCCAGAAUUUUGUCAAGGACGGCUAUAAGGUUGCCACUGCCAUGCCAAAUCUUGACGAGCUUUUAAUGGACACACCAACCCACAUGUUUGCAUCUAUUUGGCAUAAGUGGAGAAAAGUUCCUCUUUAUCACAUCCAUUAUAGUGAACUUGUUCGCCUUGCUGUCCUUUACAAAUAUGGAGGAAUAUAUGUUGAUUCAGAUGUUGUAGUGUUGAAGCCUCUAAAAUCUCUUGACAGUUCUGUUGGUUUGGAACAUCUGCAAAAUGAGUUGCCUUCUCUAAAUGGUGCUGUGAUGGCAUUCCGGCAUCACAGUCAUUUUAUUUUGGAGUGCUUAAAAGAGUUCUUUUCCACAUAUGAUGAUAAAUUGCUCAGGUGGAAUGGGGCUGAGCUUGUCUCCAGGACAGCCGCUAGAAUUGUUAACAGAUCAGAUUAUGGUGAUCAGCAACUGCAUAUCAAAAUUGAACCAACUUCUAAAUUCUUCCCUAUAAGUUCGGAUGAUAUUACAAGAUAUUUUGAAGCACCAGAUGAUGAAGAUGAAAUAAUCAACCUGGAAGUCCUCUUUCAAAAAAUCAUAAAUGAAUCUUAUGCCUUUCAUUUCUGGCAUGGUUUGACAUCAACACUGGUCCCACAUACAGGAAGCUUAGUGGAGAAGGUUCUCAAUCACCAUUGUCUUCGUUGCCAUGAUGUUCUGUGAUAUCAUAGAGUGUUCAAUUUUUUUAGUACUCAUCAGUGGGGAAGUUCUACCAGGAAAGAGAGUUUGAAGACUCCGAGAAGCCUCAUAUAUCAGAAGUGUAGAUAAAUUUCUUGAUGAGAAAUUUCUUGUCAAGUAUGGUUCGUUGGUUUCCUGGUAGUAAAUUCGUUUCACGGUUGGGUUAAUGCACACAACUUUUCUCCACUCAGAUCGGGUGAGGUUGAAGGGAUAAGUGAACCAGACAAUGGGGAGCAAUCAUGUAUUCUAUGGCAUCAACAAAAUGAUAGUGAUGUAACUACUGAAAAUUUAGGCAUAGGAAACUUAGCAUAGAAAACCAUAAUUUCAGUGGAUGAUGGACCAAAAUGAGCAAGGUCCAAUUCACAUUUUAGAUGCAAGAGAAAAAGAACUGCGCCCAUCUGUAUAUUUGAUAUGCAAGUAGGCAGCAUCCUAGGUGGUAAUAUUGAGACUAGGCCUGUUUCCUUCAUCUUCAUAGUGCUGGAUACUGGAAUCAACACCAACAGCGAGGUUGGUGAGUUGUGCUUCUGAGGAAGUUUCUUCUUUCUUGUAUGUGAAUGAAAUUUGGAAAUGUUGUCCUAAAACACAUAUAAAUGGUACAUUUAUCCAUGCCAAAGAUGCAUUUUUUCUUAUGAAAGUUCUUUGGCUGUCUUCUUUAGUUC